AUUGGAAGUAAAUACACAGGCCACAUGUAAACGUAAACACAAGGAGAUCUUACUGAAGUCUGUCACCACAAUUUUUCUCUAUGGGUCAAGAUUACUAUAGCGUCUUGGGCCUCUCUCGGAGUGCUGCAGAUGCUGAUAUAAAGAAGGCCUACCGGAAAUUAGCACUGAGAUACCACCCAGAGAAAAACUUUGGUGAUCAAGUGGCUGCAGAAAAAUUCAAGCACAUUGCAGAAGCUUAUGAUGUGUUAUCUGAUCCAAGAAAGAGGGCAACUUAUGAUCAGUUUGGUGAGGAGGGCCUGAAAGGUGGAGUUCCACAAGGCAGUGGAGAGUCUGGAGCAUGGACACAAGGGUACACCUUCCAUGGCAAUCCAGACAAAGUCUUCAGAGACUUCUUUGGUGGGGAUAAUCCCUUUCAAGAGUUUUAUGAUCGUGUAGAUGGAGACAUGGUUAUGGGCUUUGGUGGACUUCAUGGCAGAGGUGCCAAGAAAAAGGAUCCUCCAAUUGAAAGAGACCUUGCUUUAUCCUUGGAAGAAACAUUCCAUGGUUGCACUAAGAAGAUGAAGAUAUCUAGAAGAGUGAUGAAUGAAGAUGGUCACACUUCUAGUAUCAGAGAUAAAAUAUUGACCAUCACAGUUAAGAAGGGCUGGCUACCAGGAACAAAGAUAACAUUCCAAGAGGAAGGAGACCAAGGACCAAAUAAUGUACCAGCUGACAUUGUCUUCAUUGUAAAAGACAAACCUCAUCCAAGAUUCCGCAGGUCUGGCACUGAUCUUAUUUACACUGCAAAGAUUCCCCUUGGCCAAGCUUUGACAGGAUGUACAGUGGAAGUCACCACACUAGAUGAAAGGAUACUUAACAUCCCAAUCAAUGAUAUUGUCCAUCCUGGGUAUACAAAAAGAGUUCCAACAGAAGGGAUGCCCAUUUCUAAAGACCCAAGCCAAAAAGGAGACUUGAUCAUAGAAUUCAAUAUAGAAUUUCCCAGGCAACUGACACCUGAAAAGAAGGACUUGAUCAGAAAAGCUCUUCUCCAUUGAGCCUUCAAGCAAUUCUGUACAAGACACUACUACACUAACAUUUGAUUUAUAGACUACAAUUACAUUGCUUCAGAUAUUGUAAAUAGAGCUGUUAAUGUAUCUUGUAAGUUGUUUGUGCCAGAACUAAUCAUGGCAAUAUUUUUAACUCUACCAAUAGGCUAAAUUUGGCCUAAGUACUCCUAAAUUGAGUUUAAUCUGAGCAUAAAAAAUAAAUGUUUUGUAAAUAUGCAUUAUGAUGUUUGAAAUGUACCUUUUAUUAUAAUAAAACUAUUAACAAAGAUUAAAUAUAUCAUGUUUAUAAAAUGAACUAUGGUCAACACAUGCUCAAUAUUUUUCUUCAAAAUCAUACUGUGAAGCUGAAUGCAUGUUCUGAAAAUAUUAAUAGCUUAUAACGUUAAAAUACACCAUACUUUGGGUAUGUUUGUUCUUAUGCCAUUCAACCGAAUGCUUAUAACUGUAUUCACAAAGGCAAAAUGGCAAUACCAUGUGCUACAUACUUGUACCAAAGGCAAAUAAUUACUUAUGAUUUGGCACUAACUUAAAUGUUUGAUGCCUAAUUAAAUUGCCAAUAUUCCAACUUUUAAAAGAUAAAUAUAUUUAGACAAAUAUUGUUAAUAAAAUUCAGUCCGAGUUGACUGCAAUGAUGACAGCAUUUUACUUUUAUCUGUGCCUGAAGCAAGUUGACCCAAGAUUUAUUUAUUUAUUUAUUUAUUUAUUUAUUUUUUGUCAUUUUAUAUUUCCAUAUGAUCUCUUUGUAUCAAGUAUAAAAACACUUGGAUCUAAUUCAUUUCUGCUGUCUGCAAAACAGAUUAAAACCAUUAUUCAAGCACACCCAAACACAUGUUCACUAUCAAAACAACUGCAAAAUAUAUAUGAAAGCAUGAGAGUGUAGUAAAUAGUUUGACAUGGUUUUGCAGUUCACAAAAAAUUACUAUGCAACUGCAUCAAGUAAAACUGUAUAAAAUGCAUUUUUAAAACUCGAGUAAUAUGUUGUUCAUUAAGACGCAUCUUAUGAUUUGUAUAUUCAUUAAAUUCAUUAAGUAAUUAGUAGUUUAAACCCCCCCCCCC
Molecule: messenger RNA, 2102 nt
Organism: Lingula anatina
Lineage: Eukaryota; Metazoa; Brachiopoda; Lingulata; Lingulida; Lingulidae
Product: dnaJ homolog subfamily B member 13
Cellular component (GO): cytosol
Molecular function (GO): protein-folding chaperone binding
Source: RefSeq, a predicted model, not a curated record